AUGCCACCGCCCAAUGCUGGCGGUUUGGCAGGUUUGCUUGCAGGAAAUCCACUGCUUGCCGCCAAUCCCUUGCUCACUGCCAACCCGCUGAUAUUGGCUACGUUGGCAAACCCAGCGCAGCCAUCAGCUGCGAUUCAACAGGGGGGCCCCACAGCAGCAGAAGAAGUUGACAGCAAUUUAAUCGAUCCAGACGUGCAGGAGCUGUGCGACUAUUUCCAUAUAGAGGAGCGGCACGCCCGGCGCCUGAGUGACAUCAUGAAGAAUCGGCAAGAGACCUUCGUCGAAGACAUGGAGCGCUUGUAUGAUGUGCUGGAGCGCGCCAACAGUCCGGCUGGGUUGCUGGUUGUAAAAAUGCGCGAGAUGGAGGAAGGCACCUUUGUUGGCAAGGUGAAGGCCGACAAGGACCUCGCCGCGGUGUCCAAGAAGUACAAGCUGGACGAGCAGGCCGAGUCGAAGCUUGCGGACAUCUUGGCGCGCUAUGACGACGUGCCUCGAUCCGGGUACUUGAUCGAAAUCGAGAGGCACCUUGAGGUGUCGAAUAGGCCCUCGGCCAUGGCAAUGAUGCUUCUCAGGAAGCUUGGUGAAGGCCAGUCCCUGGGCAAGCCUGGGCAGCCUGCGCCCGGAAGUUAUUUGGACAACGCCGAGUCCUCAAUAUAG
Messenger RNA from Symbiodinium necroappetens, 657 nucleotides. The record is from the annotation of a GenBank genome assembly. Lineage: Eukaryota; Dinophyceae; Suessiales; Symbiodiniaceae.